Neopsephotus bourkii (Bourke's parrot) is the source of this 818-nucleotide messenger RNA. RefSeq names its product AKT1 substrate 1 (gene AKT1S1). The transcript is spliced from 4 exons. The record is from RefSeq and is a predicted model, not a curated record. NCBI's taxonomy places the organism in Eukaryota, Metazoa, Chordata, Aves, Psittaciformes, Psittacidae. Gene Ontology annotation, cellular component: cytoplasm. Bases 13 to 747 code for a protein of 244 amino acids. Gene Ontology annotation, biological process: neurotrophin TRK receptor signaling pathway; negative regulation of protein kinase activity; negative regulation of TOR signaling.
CCCGUAUUUUCAAUGUGGACCCCGCCGAUGGGGGAGGGGCACCGGCAGCGCUGGGCCGCGUUGGUGGCGGCGGCCGAAGGGUACCGGGGGGCCACCGGGGCCGAGGUUUUGGUGCUCACGGCCUGGACCGGGCCGGGCCCCGGGGCCUCUCCCUCGUACGCGCACCACGGGCCCGGCCCGCUCGGGGCGGCGGCGCGGCGCUUCCUGCCCGACAUCGCGGCUGCGCACAGGGCCAUGGGCCCGCAGGCCACGCCCCCUGCUCUGGCGGCGGCCACGCCCCCCGGCGUGGUAAUGGCGGCGACCACGCCCCCCGCUCUGGCGGUGGCCACGCCCCCCGGCGUUGCCGUGGAGACGCCCGCGCGCCCCCGCGGCUCCUGCUCCUCCUCCCCCCCCAGCGGGAGGCUGUUCCUGAUGGACGAGGACCCCGAGGAGGAACCGCAACCGGAUUCAGACCCCGAGAGCCCCGAUGGUGGGGGAGGGGCCACCGGGCAGCCUCACAGAGAGCCGCCGCUGCCGCCCGGGGCUGCGGCUCCGCCACUCCUGCCCGUCUCGGUGCCCUCCUGGGCCCUGCGGCCCCCACCGGGGCCCCGCCCCCCCCACGCCGAGGGAGCCGCUCAUAAGGCAUCCCCGGACCUGGAGCGCAUCGCGGCCUCCAUGCGGGCCCUGGCGCUGCGGGGGGGGGGCGACGGCACCGAGAUGUUUGGGGACCUCCCCCGCCCCCCACUGCUGGCUGGGGACCCCCAGUGACCCCCACCCCCAUCUAUGGGGCACCCCACAUCUAUGGGGCAGCCACUAUCAAUGGGGCACCCCCACUUAUG